AUGCCGUUAGCUCACAACCUUUCAAAGGUCACCAAGAACUUGUCCAAGUCUACUGGAUCCAUACAUAUUAAAGGAAGAAAGUUCAAACAGUUGAACAGAGCGACUUUGAGAGACAAAAAGCUCACAGCCAAAAGAGCCAAGUCCAUAGAACAGAAGGAAAAUGACAUGGCCAGCAUUUUUUUCUUGCAGAAGUUGAUUAACGACGACGACGACUUCAAGAAAGUCGAAACCUUCUCUCUCGCUGAGAUGAAGGCGUUUGUUGAAUUGUUCAUCUCCAGAUUUGACGAUGAGUUACAACAGUUGAGAGAAGAAAGAAGACCAGGUAGACCUCAGACUAAUAGACAGCAGAUCUUGGAGGAAAAAGUCAAGUAUGAUAAACGUAUAUAUGCCACCGGUUUCAAGACACCAGACUUGACCGACAAGGCUACUGUAGAAAGAUUGAGAUUGUGGAACGGAACGACUGGUGGUGCUACUGUCAUGAAGUUUGUCUUGCUAACCAAAGACAUGCAACUGUUACCAACAAAAGAAGUCACCAUGGAUGAGUAGACUUUAAAUUAGCAUAGAUGUAUAUUAGAAACAGACGAUCAU
Molecule: messenger RNA, 588 nt
Organism: Scheffersomyces stipitis CBS 6054
Lineage: Eukaryota; Fungi; Ascomycota; Pichiomycetes; Serinales; Debaryomycetaceae
Exons: 1
Coding region: 1-546 (181 amino acids)
Cellular component (GO): nucleus
Source: RefSeq, a predicted model, not a curated record